Messenger RNA from Closterium sp. NIES-67, 999 nucleotides. The record is from the annotation of a GenBank genome assembly. Lineage: Eukaryota; Viridiplantae; Streptophyta; Zygnematophyceae; Desmidiales; Closteriaceae.
CUCUGUGUCCCUCGGGAUCUCCUUUCCCCUCCGACCGUCCCUUUGCUUCCCUUCCCUCCCACCACCACCAAGCGCUCCUCUAGCCUCAUCCUGCUCUUGCUCCAAUCCCUCAGCUGUCGCUCCUUGUUCCUAGUCCGAACGUCCGACUAGGUGACUAGCUGCAAUGGCUGCCGUCGCUUCCUCCAUGGCCACCGGCCUGUCCGUCAAGGGCCUGAACACCGCCUUUAUCGGCGGAAAGAGCCUCAGGUCGGCUGCUAAGCUGCCGUCAGUCGUGAGCGCCGCUAGGCUGGUCGCGGAGGCCCGGCAGGAGAAGGCCGUCAGCAGCUCGUCCGUCGCAUCCGCCGCGUCGUCCGUCGUCGAGGGGAUCUUCGGCGAGAAGGCGACGAGGCAGAUGCACUACUCGGCGAUCGUUGCGAUGAAUGCGAUGAUCGCGAUGCCGGCGUUCGCGGAGGAGGAGAAGGGCAAGAUCUUCGACUUCAACCUGACGCUCCCCAUCAUCACCGUGCAGUUCCUGCUCCUCAUGGUCAUCCUCGAUAACGUCUGGUUCAAGCCCGUCUCCAAGGUCAUGGACUCCCGCGACGAAGACAUCAGGAAGAAGCUGAUCGGCGUGAGGGACAACUCGGGCGAGCUGAAGGAUCUCCAGAGCCAGGCCGAGGCGCUGAUCAAGACGGCGCGCGCGGAGGCGUCGGGGAAGAUGAACGCGAUGAAGAAGGAGGUGGCGGCGGAGCUGGACGCGAAGCUGCAGGCGUACCGGGCGAGGAUCGAGAAGGAGCUCGAGUCGUCGCUCGCCAACCUGGAGACGCAGAAGCAGGCGACGCUCAAGAGCCUCGACUCGCAGGUGUCGGCUCUUAGCGACGAGAUCGUGAACAAGGUCAUCCCCUUCAAGGCGUGAAGCGGGGAGUUGUGAUACUUGAAUGUCUGGUGCAUUGCAUGUCCAUUAUAAGCCCAAAAUUCUGAUAAAACUGCAUACCACUCAUAGGUCACGCUGGUCCUGACGUC